Messenger RNA from Miscanthus lutarioriparius, 375 nucleotides. The record is from the annotation of a GenBank genome assembly. Lineage: Eukaryota; Viridiplantae; Streptophyta; Magnoliopsida; Poales; Poaceae.
AUGGCUGACUCGGAGAGUAGUCUGCUUCUGCCGUGGCAACCACAAGCAGCUACAAUGGCGGCAGAGAUGCAGUUUUCUGGAUGGCUGAUGCCAGGAGUUGUUACAGCUGGAGCAGAGGGGUCACGCGGAGGCGUAGCGGACGCGUGGGGAGGAGGGCCGUCGCGCAGGGGCACGGCUGCUGCUCAUGCAGGGCCGAUUGGGGCAGUCGACUCGCACGAGCUGCAACGGCCGCGGCGCCGCGGCGCUGCACGGCACAACAUCCAUAGAGACCCGAUUGAGGCCGUGAAAUCUCGGCGCGACGCGCUCCGACCAAGGUACGGCUCCAUAGAUGCGGGUUGGCGACGUUCGGCGAUCGGCGAGCAUCUAGUGGAGUAG